Molecule: messenger RNA, 2595 nt
Organism: Colletotrichum navitas
Lineage: Eukaryota; Fungi; Ascomycota; Sordariomycetes; Glomerellales; Glomerellaceae
Exons: 3
Coding region: 1-2595 (864 amino acids)
Source: RefSeq, a predicted model, not a curated record
AUGUUCCAUCAUCCUGGGGACAAGUCCCGCGGUGUUCCCUCUGGGUCAGAAUACGAUGCCAACAACCAUCAUCGUGGCCUUACUCUCAACACCUCCGGUCAACCAUAUGCUAGGUUUGGUACAUCCCAGAACUUUGGCAACCCUUCAACAUGUCCGCUGCAGCAGGAGCCCGUCCGGAGGGACUUCGAUUCGUCGUCCAUGGACUGGACCUCGCCUGGCGCGCAACAUUCACGCUUCAACCCGGGCUCUUCGAUGGGCCACGCAUCGCAGCAGCAGCAGCAGCAACAACAACAACAGAACGAGGGAAUGGAACUCGACGAGCUCGAUCCGCCCCCCGCCGGAGUGUCCAACUUGAUUGCGCGAUUUGAAGGGAUUCGCGCAGCGCCGCCAAGCAGUAACAGAGUCACGAGCACAGCCAGUUCAGUGGCAACCCCGUCCAUUGCAAGCCCGCCGUCGGCACAUUUUGGCGGCGGCGGCGGCAGUAGCAGCAGCAGCAGCAGCAGCAUGCACGGCAGUACAGGAAACAUGAAAUCUUAUGGUAUGAGUAGAAUUGCCAGUUCCGCCGCUUACAGCCCCGCCACGCCGAAUUUCUUUCGUGCCCAGGAAUCAUAUCGUCCUCCAGUGCCCCGAAGUACAAAGCCAGUCUUGAACCGCGCGCCCUCUAGCAUCCCAUUAUAUACACCAGACACAAAGUUCGGUGAUGGAAACACCCGUGCUGCCCCUUCCAACCCGAAUCCACCACCACCACCACCGCCGCCGCCCCAGGUUCAUCGGGCUCAACAACAGCCUGCAGACUUUAGCCAACUGGACCCCUUUAACAACUCAACGGCCAAGACGUUUAGUUCUCAGUCGAAUACCUACAACUUGCCGAUGAAUGAUUUCAAUGCCUCGAACAAGAACUUUGCAUCCCAGUCAACUGCUUUUAAUCUCCAGACGAAUACAUUCAGCACAUCAGUCAAGCCUUUUGACUCUCAACUCAACAACGCCUUUGGCCAGUCGACCAAUACAUUCAGCUCGACAAGCGCUUUCAGCUCGUCCGCACACACCUUCAGUCCCCCUCCAAACGCAAAUGCCUUCAGCCCACCCCCGAAUACGGAUGCUUUCAGCCCGGUAUCUGCACCGUUCAGCCCGGGCCGAGCUCGAGCACCUAGCACUGCUCCUACACCAAAGCCUGCUAUGGGUAGUCGGCCGUCACGGGAGCAGGUGCCUGCCGAAGCAUGGGAAUCGUUCAAACUGACGAUAAGGCAUUUGUAUCUGGAAGAGCGACGGCCUCUGAAAGAAGUCAUGCAAAUCAUGGCCGAUCAGUACGGGUUUCAAGCCACGCCGAAGAUGUACAAGACGAGAUUCUCGCAGUGGGGCUUUGUCAAGAAUAAUACCGAGGACGAAGUGAAGAGGCUCUUGUCGAUGAAAUUUCAGCGUGAUGCCGAAGGCAAGGUGUCCGAGUUUGUGCGGAAUGGCAAGGUGGUUAACCUGGGCACGUAUCUCAAGAGGAAAGGAGUUACGGAGUACGAUCUCGUCGACUUUGAAACGCCAGCUCAGCUUCCGUCCUAUGUGCGAUGUCGUACCCCGACACCGCCGCCCGCUCCGGGCUAUCUGCGAUCACCAGACCUGAUCCGAGCGCAGGAGACGAUAGUUGGGAACAUGAGGAAGGCGUUUCUGCAUUGCCGCCAAUUCGAAGUGGAGACGGACAGGCAGGUUGGAUGGACGUCGAUUAUGCUCUGGGGCGCCGGAUCGAGCGACAUGUUUGCCGACGCCAACAAGAAAUUCGAGAUGGGCGAGCACGACGCCGGAGGACAUCUCCUGAUGAGGGCAUUCAAGCGGCUGGAGAUGGACCUGAAGCAAUUGUCGCCCCAGGGUAUCAAGGAGCUGCUUCUGGGCAUGGUGCAUCGCGACGCGGGCAUGAUGACUGCCCUGUGCAAGUACCUCGCGGCCUACUCGUCGACGAACUUUGAACGCUCGCAUCCCCUACGACAAACCUUUUCCACGUUGUACGAAGUGCAACAGAAGCAUGGGCCGAUUACGCUCUCGGAGCUGGUCUGGUGUUGUAUUCCCAUUAUCGCCGAAGAGCUCGAGGCCAUUUACGGCCGGCGUCACCCGUAUGUCGCCCGGACAUGGAUUGACCUGGCCCUCUUCUACAACCACGCCAAUCCCGAACGACUCGAGAAGCUACUCUCGGAGCUUCAGCCGCUGCGGCGGCAGAUCGCAGGGCGACAUGGGCAGGGCAGCGCAGAUGACCUAUCCCUGCGAUACGCCGCGGUGCAGCUGAUGCAGGCAAUCUGGCCCAACAGCGACAACACGAGAGCUUCUGCCCUCGACCUAUGGGCGGCAAUGAAGGGCGCAGGGCUUGUCUUUCCCGUGCGAGGUGCUGAACAUAGCACGUUUUGCUAUCACAGCCCACUCAAGGUGGAUCCGUGGGACAGGCGAUGCAGAGACCGGUACGACGUUGGUAUUCAUUUCUUCCAGCAACAUUGCGGCAUCAAGGUACUUCCCUAUUUCGAAGAGGACAUGCACUACACGGAACACGCUCCCGACUCGAACUCGGCAUUGGCGGCAGCUCUGGGACACACAGCGCCGUCCAAGUUCUCGCUCAUCUAG